AUAUCGUCUCUUAUAUCUGUCUCCAAUGACGUGUGUCGUCUUUCUCACUCCAAACAAAACUAAUGUGUUCCUGGGGCUUAUCCAAGCAAUCAGCUGGCUAGCAGAUCCACGCCUUCUGUGUCUUCUUAUGCGUGAUCGAUUUAUGACCUGCAAGUUCUUCCGGUUCGAGGGGCGCAUUAUUUAUUUGAUCAGCUGUUUUCAUCUUCCGUACAGAUUUCACCGCAUGCGAUCAGCUCGUCUCUGACAUUAUCGGGGAUAUCAGCAGUGUAAAAGAUGAAAACAGUCCCAUAGUGCACAUGCAAAGCGCCGAGUAGGAAACGUCUAAGAUGGUGAACAAGGAAAUCGGUGAUACAGCCAGCCCUAAGAGUGGAAGUGCUACCGGGGAAAAUGAGCCUUCUCCUGAAGAUACACCCCCAGCACCCCCGGAUGGCGGAUGGGGCUGGGUGGUGACAUUUUCCUCUUUCAUGACUAGUUUCCUUGUCGAUGGAGUAUGCUUUACUUUCGGACUUUUAUUUUCGGAAUUCCUCGAUUAUUUUGGAGAGAGUAAAGGCAAAACAUCUCUGCUAGGAUCUGUGUUGAAUGGGGCCUAUCUUUCUCUAGGUCCCAUCGUGGCAGCUUUUUGCAACCGGUUCGGCUGUCGGCGGGUGGCCAUUGUUGGAGGGAUCAUGUCCUUUCUGGGCUUUUUCUUGUGUUCCUUUUCCCCGAAUUUAGAUGUCAUGAUUUUCUUGUAUGGAUUUGUUGGAGGUGCCGGUUUUGGUUUUGUAUACCUGCCGUCCAUCGUUAUGGUGGGCUACUAUUUUGAGAAGAAGCGUGCAUUUGCCACUGGUAUAGCCGUCUGCGGAAGUGGAAUUGGCGGGUUUGUGUUUGCACCUCUGACAGCCUUUCUCCUGGAAAGAUACUCUUGGCAGGGGACAUUGUGGAUUCUGUCGGCUGUGGUACUCCACGCGGUGGUCUUUUCGCAAGCAUUCCGGCCGCUGUACAACAACAAGAAAACAGAAGACAAGAAGUGUUACAAACAAGAAGAUUUGAAAGAUAAAGAAUUGAAACCAUUUUCAGCUUUAGAUCUCGAACUUUGUGAAAAGCAUCCGGUAUACAGGUGCAAAUCUGUGGAAGCUGUCCAUGUUUCCAAUGGAAAACACAGCACGGUUGUAAGACUUGCGCAGAGUCAAGAUAUUUCUACUCUCAUCGAGACAAAGCCACAUCAUCAACACAACAAUAUAUUAAAACCUUUAUCCAGGAAUGAUAUUUUUUAUAGUGGAAGUCUGAAGCAUAUUCCGCACAGUGUUGAGGGUAAUGCAAGAUGCAGGGGAUCAUCAUCUAGUUUACCCGGGAAAAUUGAUACUGAAGUCGAGAGUGUCGACGAACAUCGAAACCUAUGCUCCAAACUUGCAGGAUCUCUUGCGUCUUCCUUCGAUUUUAGUCUUCUUAAAAGCCCGACUUUCAUCAUCUAUGGUGUAUCUUGUUUUCUCUGUAUGUUCGGCUUUUUCAUUCCAUUCAACUUUUUGCCAGACUUGGCAAAAGAUCUGAAACUUGAUAAAACCCAGGGAGCCACACUGAUUUCUGUCAUUGGAGUGAGCAACACAUUCAGCCGAUUGUUUGUGGGCUACGUCACGGACCGGCCAUGGGCAGACUCCCUCGUUAUCAACAACCUUGCUCUGAUGAUUGGAGGAGCCGCAACAUUUGCUGUUCCUUUCUACGACAACUUCAUAGUUCUAAUCAUUUACAGUAUUGUGUUCGGGGCCUCUAUAGCGGCCUUUGUCUCCCUUCGUUCUAUCAUAAUGGUGGAGUUGAUGGGGAUAGAGAAACUGACCAACGCCUUCGGUCUGGUUGUGUUGUGCCAAGGGCUAUCAUCCUUCAUAGGGUCACCUAUAGCAGGUUCGUUGUCUGAUCAGACGGGUACCUACAAUAUUACUUUUUACCUGGCUGGAGUGACUAUGUUUUUGGCGGGAGCAAUUUGUGUGCCGCUGCGUAGAGUUGCAAAGUGGGAGGGACUCCUGACAACGACGGAAGUUGAAUUAGAAACCGGAAGUGCAGAAGACGGGUCCGAACACAUACCCAUGCUCAAGGAGAAAUCUCAGCAAAACCCUCAACAUUCCAGCAGUUAAAUAAAUCGGUUACAUGCAUUCUGAUUUGAAAUCCUUUUCUUUUUUACCUCGGUUUUUAAACAUUUAGAAAAUGUUAUUUGUAGACAUAAAUGAUAUAGUGAUGUAAUUAAUUGUAAUACCAGUGUUUAUUUUAUGUCCAUAUAGUAUAGAAUUUAGAUAAAGACAUCAAGUGAUACGUUUAUGAUGUGGAAAUUACGUUAAUGGUGUGGAAAUUACCAUUAAAUGAAAUUAAACUUCA
Molecule: messenger RNA, 2343 nt
Organism: Ostrea edulis (European flat oyster)
Lineage: Eukaryota; Metazoa; Mollusca; Bivalvia; Ostreida; Ostreidae
Product: monocarboxylate transporter 9-like
Exons: 9
Coding region: 327-2105 (592 amino acids)
Biological process (GO): transmembrane transport; monocarboxylic acid transport
Molecular function (GO): monocarboxylic acid transmembrane transporter activity
Source: RefSeq, a predicted model, not a curated record